Molecule: messenger RNA, 261 nt
Organism: Paraglomus brasilianum
Lineage: Eukaryota; Fungi; Glomeromycota; Glomeromycetes; Paraglomerales; Paraglomeraceae
Source: the annotation of a GenBank genome assembly
AUGAGCAAACAAAAGAAACAAAGAAAGAACCAAACUAAUCAUAAAAUAGAAAAGGCAAUCAAAGAUCUUAAAGACAUAUACCUAGCUCCAAUUCCUAUUCCGAGUAUAGAUCCAACUCCCCAGUUGAUGACACACCCUGACGAAGGAGGGUACAGUAGUUAUGAAGGCGGAGAAGGAAGUGAAAAAGAAACAGAGACAGAGUCUGUAGGAGAGUUGGGAGGUUUAGAGAUAGAGUACUAUAGUGAAAUGGGACUCGUUUAA